CACGGACACGAGACAGAGCAAAAAAAAAGAACAAGAAUACAGUACCAAAGAAUAAACACCAUCAAAAUGUCCUCCCCACCCGACUCCCACAACCACACCCCCCUCCACGACCAAGACCCCUCCCCCUCCUCCGCGCCAGACUCAACCCCCAACAACAACAACCCUCUCCUCCGCACCACCAACCCGCUCGUCAGCUCCCUGGAACAAGAAGUCCUAGAUGAGUAUACUAGGCUAUUGGGGAAUGUGAAUAGGGUGUGACCCCAAUACUCCCCACCCAUCCAUCCAUCCUACACUCAAUCCAAUCCUACUACUCCCAAACACGCGCUUUACACAUCACUACACUACACGCAUGUGCUAACUGGGAGAUAAAAGUUAUCAACCAAACUCUCCACACUCGCCGAAUCACCCACGACCCUCACACUGGAUGGCCUCCGCGGCCUAGAACGUCAAACUGCCACCGUCUGUACCCUGCUCAAGGCGAGCGUGUAUAGUAUUGUUCUCCAA
Aspergillus piperis CBS 112811 is the source of this 504-nucleotide messenger RNA. RefSeq lists its product as uncharacterized. Bases 67 to 258 code for a protein of 63 amino acids. The record is from RefSeq and is a predicted model, not a curated record. The transcript has a single exon. NCBI's taxonomy places the organism in Eukaryota, Fungi, Ascomycota, Eurotiomycetes, Eurotiales, Aspergillaceae.